CACACACUGCUGGGGUUUUCCACCAUAUUUUUCAAUUCUUCCCCUCCACCUCUGGAAGGGUUGGACUUGGCUUUGCAUCAGCACGGCCGAUCCAAGUGCUUGUCUCAGCUAUCACUAUAACAAUCUACAAUCUUACUUGUUCUAACCUGCACUCAUCCCUCCGAUGCGGUGAAGGUUGACCGGCCCCCACCUGGUGGCUGUUCGGGGGAUGUCCGUCUGUAACCCGCGGAACCCGAAUGCCCUCAUCUUCUCUCUGGUCGGCUCGGCUCCACUGCCCUCAGGACCACAGAACGACCAGAAUGCCUUGUUUGGGGCUAGCUUGCCUGGCCAGGUUGCAGGCUUUACGCUUACACGCUUACACCAAUCGGCAGGUCGGUCUCAUCCUGGAAUUGGGAAAAGGUCGUACAGGUGAGGGUUUAGGCAGCCAUUAUCAUGGCGGCUUGUAUGCAUGCUGGCCGGACCUGCAGGAUGGGCUGGGCUGGGCUCCGGUGAAUAAUGCAAUGAGCCUCGCGGGUGGUUACAUGGCCGUGACAUCUCAUCCCCCUUGGAUCUCGCCAACAAUGUUGAACACGCGGCCCGGGGAAGUUCUUGGCUCGAUGCUUUUUAUGUGACUCUACACACGCACCCAUACACACACCCACUUUUUCAUCAUUCUUUGUGUCUCCUCUCGCCGAUAACCAGCAUCCACUGUCGAUACGAUGGCUUCUCUACGAGUACGGCUGCUCUUCGUCGCAGUC
Molecule: messenger RNA, 737 nt
Organism: Aspergillus aculeatinus CBS 121060
Lineage: Eukaryota; Fungi; Ascomycota; Eurotiomycetes; Eurotiales; Aspergillaceae
Exons: 1
Coding region: 237-611 (124 amino acids)
Source: RefSeq, a predicted model, not a curated record